CUUCAUACUCCGACCUCAUUUAGCAUUAAGAAUAGAGCUUUGCCAAAAAAAGAAAAGAAAGAAAAAAGAAGAGAGCGUAAUUGGCGAUGGCUUUACUUCGCGUUUUUGUCUCUCUUGGCCUUUUGUUUCUCAUAUGUCAUGCUAUGGUUGCGGCCAGAGAUCUCGCGGAAUCUACUCACAUUAAUACACAUGAAGUUGAGGAGGGUACAAUCACAGCUGUUGAAGCUGGGCGCCCAAUAUGUCGUCGUCAUGGGUGCCCUCCGGCAAGUCAGCCGCCGCCGCCACCACGGACAAUUGGAAAAUGUUCAAACAAUGAUGACAAUCAAAAGAUGAAUGCUGCUAACUCUAUACACCUUGAUGAUGGCCGUGAUGGAUAUAAUGGUUGUAAUUAGUGCAAUCAAAUAGUAAUGCAAUGCACACACACAUAUGUAUGAUCAAAUAGUAGUGUACGAAUAAAUAAAUAAAUACUCCGGAUAAUAAAUAAUAAUAAUAAUAAUAAUAAUAAAUAUUCUCUUCGUGUCUUAAACAAUGUAAUGUUGUACGUUUUAGUUGUUCUAAGAAAAAAAGAUACACUCUCUAUUAUUAUGAUGUGGUUAUAAUAAUAAAUCUAUCUCUUAUAACAAGAGUUGACGUGAACGGU
Molecule: messenger RNA, 640 nt
Organism: Cuscuta campestris
Lineage: Eukaryota; Viridiplantae; Streptophyta; Magnoliopsida; Solanales; Convolvulaceae
Source: the annotation of a GenBank genome assembly